Ricinus communis (castor bean) is the source of this 2108-nucleotide messenger RNA. RefSeq lists its product as uncharacterized. Gene Ontology annotation, molecular function: nucleic acid binding; zinc ion binding; structural molecule activity. The record is from RefSeq and is a predicted model, not a curated record. Lineage: Eukaryota; Viridiplantae; Streptophyta; Magnoliopsida; Malpighiales; Euphorbiaceae. The coding region runs from base 696 to 2108 and encodes 470 amino acids. The transcript has a single exon.
UUGAAAAAACUAAUAAGUUAGAAGAACAGUUAAAUAAGAUAGAAAAUUUAGAAGGAAAAUUAGAAAAAGCUACUUCUAAAAUAGAAGAAGCCAUUAAAGAAAUAAAGGCUAUUUCAGAACAACUAUGAGUGAAGAUAAAGAAAGAAUAUCAGAAAAAGUUGAAAGACUUUUAAAAGAGUUUACAGAAUUAAAAGAAAUAGUUUUAAAACAAGAAAGGUACUUUAUAAACUUAGAAAGAAUAGGUUUUGAAAACAGUAUAAAUUCAGAAUUAGAAUAUGGGAAAGCAGAACCUCAUCCUAGUUAUUCUACAUGGAAUAGAAAACAAACAGAGAGUCAUCCGUGUUAUCAAACAUUAGGAGGACCAUUUCCACAUUUGUAUCACACACAAAAUCCACAGUUAAACAAUAUAACAGAUAUGUUAGCACAGAUAAUAGAUUGUACUUGUUAUAAAAAAGAAGAAAAACAAGAGAAAAAAGAACUUUCAGAAAAAGAAAGAAAGAAAAAAGAAUUGGAAGAUCAGUUAAAAGAUUUACAAGAUAAAAUGAAACAGUUAGAAGAACCAGAAGUUCAACCUUCAAAAGAUAAAGAAAAACACUCUCAAUGUUUAACAAUAGAAGAUUUAGAUAGAUAUUUCAAGAAUUUAUCUCCAGAAGAUAGAGAAGAAAGAAAAUACAGAAGAUUCAGAUUUCUUUAGAAUGAAUUCCGAUAUGGAAUCAGUAAUUACAGAACUAAGAGAUUUAAUAUCUCAGAUGAGAAUUAUAGAUCAAGAAGAAGAACACCAGGUAAAGAAAAUAGAAAUAGAUAAAAAUGAAAUUAUAUAUGAAUAUGAUACAGAUGAAGAAAAUGAAGAAAGAGAGUAUCCAAUAAAAGAAGAAGAAGGAGAAACUUCUAAUAAAAGAAAAAGAAGAGAUUUUAAUUAUAAUAUAGAUGAAUACAUGAGGCAACAAGGAUAUAGCCAAAAGCCAGAUAGAGAAUGGAAGAGAUACAAUAGAAAAGAAUCAGCUUUUACUCCAAAAGUUCUACCAUCUACAGAUAUGUUAAAAUUAGAUUGUGCAAAGAAUAAAGAGCAAUUAAUACUAGAUUGGAUUAAUAGGACAGGGUUAACAACAGAAUUAGACGGAGAUAUUCAGAAGUUAACAGCAAUAGAAUAUUUGCGUUUCUUACAGUAUAAAACUUCAGGGAUAGUAUUUGAAUUUUUUAUAGAAUUUAUGGAUAAUCAACAGAAAAACAGUUUUCCAAUAAUAGAGAUAGCUAGAAUAAAUAUUGAACAAAGAAAAACAGAUUCAACAACAUUAAAUAGAGAAUUGUUAAAAUUAAUGACAAAAGAAUUAAUGCAGCAAUUUAUAGGAAUAUCAGACUCAACAGAAUCAGCAAAUAAGAUUUUAGAAGAAGCAAAAUGGAAGUUAAAUAACAUACAGUUAUGUGAUUUGUGUUAUUUUCAUGAGUUUGUAUGUCAAUAUGAGAAAUAUUAUUACAGUCUCAACAGUUCAGAUUAUGAUGCAUACAUAGAAUUGUUUAUCAAUAAGAUUCCUUAUCCAGUGAAUGUUAUAAUAAAGGAAAAGUAUCAAGCUGGUAUAAGAGAGAACUCAACUCCAAAAACCUUGGGGGGGGUUAUAAGAAUUGUAGAUCAGUAUAUAGCAGAACAAUGUUUACAACAGACUAUGAAAAAACAGACUUAUAGCGCAGUUAAAUGUUGCAAUAAGUAUGAAAAUAUAGUUCCACUAACCUUUGGUUGCAGGACAGAAAGAAAGCAAUUUAAGAAAAAUAGACAGUAUAAGAAAUUUCCUAAAUGGAAAAAGAGAAGGUUUUAUAAACCUUGGAAGCAGAAAUAUAGGAAUAAGUACUUUCAGAAGAAGCAGACUAGAAAACAGAAGUAUUGUCCGAAAGGAAAAAAGACAUGUAAGUGUUGGUUAUGCCAAGAAGAAGGACAUUAUGCCAAUAAUUGUCCUAGAAAACAACAACAGUCAAAAGAAAAAGUCAGAAUGUUAGAAUUACUCAGUGAGUAUGAGUUAGAACCCAUAGAAGACAUGAAUCCAGAAAUUUCAGAAGUCUACGAGCUUCUAGAAACAUCCUCAGAAGAGUCUUCAUCAGAUGAAUCAGAUCUAUAA